AUGGCACGUGCAGAUGAAGAUGAGUUAAACAGGGAAAUCUCUGUUCUGCGCAGACUGAACCAUGACAAUGUGGUUCAGCUAUAUGGCACUUGCGCCAAGGACGGCAAGUUGUUGGAAGUGCUUGAAUUGUGUGGUCGCGGUUCUUUGGAUGUGGUCGUGAGGAAUGAACUUGUGACACAGCAGGUUGGGCGCCGGUACAGAAUGGCCUUGGAUGUAACAGCUGGUGUGUGCUACCUGCAUGACCAGAGAGUGUAUCACGGUGACUUGAAGCUGGCAAAUGUCCUUGUAAGCGACGAUUACAGGUGCAAAGUGGCGGACUUCAACUUAUCAAAAUUCAUUCCUUCAGGUACGGCUGCAUUUGAAGCUCGCGGUGGCACCAAGCUAUACUCAUCUCCUGAGGUACAGAAGGGAAAGGAUGCCAGCUUUGCAUCGGAUAUCUACAGUUUUGGUCUGUGCCUUUUCGAACUGUUGACUUUGCAAAACUAUGCCAAGCUGGUGAUGGAAAUGGGGGGUCGGGACCUUCUGAGGUGGCUCAGGGAUGGGCGCAUGCAAGUCGAGCUGAAGGGCUGGCCAGCGGAAUUUGUACCCCUGCGGGCGAUCGUGGACACUUGCACAGCUUAUUCUCCUGCGGAAAGACCCUCUGCUUCCAACAUCCUUGCUGCCUUCAAGUCGUUGGACCCCUGUGCUUCCGAAAUUACAGCCGGAGACGUGGCUGUCGCAACUUCUCGUGCUAUUUGCAAACCUGAGCAGUCUGGAUCCUCGUCGGCCGCGGCUCCUCGAAGAUCUCAGAUUUUACCAGCGUGUCGAUCUGAACAACAAGUACAAUGGUCAGAGUUGCAGGUCAGACAGCCUGCUGUCAUCACUGACUGCCGGCAUCCUGGAUGGGGAUCUGUUGCUGCGCUGCCGGAGUCGCACGUUGGGCGCGAGAAGUGCUUCGUGUUGCCGCCGUGGGCGUCACGACCUGCUCAAAAUCUCGCUCUGCCAGGAAUUCGAUUGCAAUGGUUUGGCCCCUGUCCCUUUCAACACAGCUUACCAUCAAACCCUGUGCAAAGACGACCGCUAGCAGAUGAUUCGACGGGGAACUGGGCCGGGCAGUGCAAGAUUGAGGAACUCCCAGACUCUCAGUUCUAUGUGGAGCAGCCAGAGAAAAUUUCGGAGGUACCGAGCGAAGACAAGGAGUAUGAGUCGCGGGGACUCUCUGCUCGUUACGUCCAUGCUGUCGAUGAUAUUUGCCAUGCAUACGGCCGGCUGUCCAAGGGCUCCAUCUUCAACACUGCCAAAGUCUCACUUGAGGAUUUGUUUUCAGACGAACGCCAUGACCAGAAGAUGCCGGAGAGCAGCGAUCCUGGAAGUGCAACUAUCGAUGCAGUGCAUAGUUUUCCUGGGUAUUACUUCACCUUUCCAUAUCGUCAUGGCAAGAAGCGUGGUCAGGUCUCCUUGUUUGACAUUCGAGACGUUGCUCUGGCACAGCACACACAGUUUCGCCAUGGUGACCGUCUGGAGCGUGAUGGACGCUACUUCACAGUCAUCGGAGUGCAAUUCAAUGCAAAGGGAAAACCUCGAGUCUACACUCAAGCUGAUGACGAUGCCGGAGCAGCAUUCCAUGAGGAUGAUCUUUCAUCAUUUCGCAAAGUCGGCAGCUUAAAAGUGGCUGCAGCGGAACCAACAAGAUCGACCUUCUCUGAUCAGCACGACACAUCGGAGCAGCUGGAUCGGAUCCUUGCGAAACUGAUUCAGAAAUGCAAGUUGGAUGGACCUGGCCGCAAGACAGUUGCAGUGAUGAGGCAACUUUUCAAACAGGGUGGCAAAAGCAAGGACAACAGCAACGCUCCCUGCGCCCUCUUCGAUUUGAAGCCUGAUUUCCCUGUGCAGCUUCGUUCGAGCCAGAAGGUGGUGAUGUGUGAUGUGCGGCCGGAUAUAUGCGAUCACUUCGGCUAUUCUCACGGGGAUUGGGUGCUGUACGAUUCCGAAGCAGGAGCCAUGUGGCUUGUGGUGGUUGGCGUGUGUGACAUGAAUGGAAAGCCCGCCUUGCUGUUCUGGCGUGACGGUGAUUCAGGAGCAGGGAUUAUGGAUCCCUUGCCUACUGAUAUGAAAGUGCUGUCUCGAAUCCAUCCUCGGGAAUUGCGAAGCCGCUUCGGAUCCCUCCCACCAUCAGCAUGCAGCUUCAACUUUAAGUUCAUGGCUGGUGAGACAGCCCCAGUUGUGCGGAAGUUUGCUACAUCAGCUGAAUCUUGCAAUGCCUUCGGCUUCGAGUUCGGAGAUGUCGUGAAGGACAAGUGGGGCAAGGAGUAUGUUGUUAUUGGUGUAGGACCACCAGCCGCAGGUCGCCACUGGCACAAAUCAAACAGGGUUCGUUUGUGGGCCUAUGAAGUCGGCAGCGAGGGAGCGCAACCACUCAAAGUCGAUUGCCACAUUCGUUUUGUCAGACGGGGCCCAGAACCAGUAGAGUUUGGCCCCAUAGGAGCAUUGGAAUGUACGUUUCCAUAUCCGGUGCGCACGCACGGCCAUGCUCCCAAACGAGCCGUCAAGUUCGAUGUCCGACCUGAAGUGUGCUCCAAGCUCACCGGCAUGUCAGAUCUCCAGCACGGAGCCCAGAUUCAGAAUGAGCAUGGGAGGAAAUUCUCUGUCGUCGGUGCAGCUUAUUAUCGCGGUCAACCGCAAGUUUGGUUUGAGCGUGAAGGAAAGUUGGGCGCAACCCUGUUUGACAAAACUGCAUUCCUGCGCAACUUUGAACUGGUAGGUCGAAUCUCUUUGCAGCCAUGUGGUGCUGAUGUUCCAGCCAUGCAUUUGCAGAGCUCGUUGGAUUGGGACGACGACGCCACAACUGGAGACAUGAAAGGACUCUUGGGGCUGCUGUGCUCAGGUGCCAGCCACACCCAGCUCCUCAAAGCUUUGGAAAGAAAAGCCAAGCACAAGAAGUACGCAAGGAAAAGCCAACUUCUGGAGAAGCGAAUAGACUCAGUCAACCUGAACAAGGAAGACAGCAUCAAGAGGGUUGAGCAUGGGGGCAUCAAAAAGGGUGAUCGCGUCAGUGGUCCGGCUGCUGGCCGGCCAACUGGUCGCGUUGGCAUUGUAACCAAUAUCGACGAGGGUGUUUUUCAAGUCGUUUCACUUUCAGAGUCAUCGCAGCAAGAUGUGUUCACUUGGCAUGCCAAGUUCGAUCAGAUACACAAGGAUCCAGAAGCUGAUCUUGUGAGGCCGGGUGCCUUGGUGAAGCUUCGUCAAGCGGUGCAGCAACCCAGAUGUGGAUGGGGCGGUCUCACCCAUGAACUCGUUCUUGGGGUCGUCCAGAAGGUGGAAAAGUGCAUCGCAUCCGUGAACUUGGGCUACAGCAACAGAUGGCAUGGCCCGUUGGAUGAGUUUGAGGCGAUCAAGCCUUCAGACAGCUUGCAAGUGGGCUCCCACAUCCGACUCAAAAGCACAGACAAAGUUCCUAGAUACGGAUGGGGAGGGCACAAGAUGCGUGCUGCGAUCGGUGUGGUCGCUAAGAUUGCGGAUGAGGAUAUAAAGGUGAAUUUUCCUGACAUGGACGAGUGGAAGUGCAAAUGUGAUGAGAUUGAAGUGGAUCCCGUGUCAAAUCGGAUCCGGCCAGGAGAAACGGUGCAAGUGCGACAACAGGUAUUGGUCCCCAAGUUCGAGUGGGGCGGUGUCAAUCAUUCUUCAGUUGGGGUUGUGGAGUCAAUCACCCAUGAUGGCAUUGUAGUUGUGGACUUUCCAAGCUGUUGCUGCUGGCACGGCCUUCUUGCCGAGCUUGAGAUCGCGGCACAACCAUUGACCAGAAAGCGGGUGGCCCUCAUCAUUGGAAAUCACACAUAUAUAGACAAAGAAGCGUAUCCCUUCCUCAAAGCCGCCAAGAACGAUGGCCGGGAUACCCAGAAGAAGCUGGGGCUGCUCGGGUUCGAUUUCGUGCUGCAUGUGGAGAACAUGUGCAAAAGUGACUUGGCGAUAUUCCUCCGACAACUUGAGCAGAAUGUUGAGAACGGAAGCAUCGUCGUUAUCUACUUUGCGGGUCAUGGUGAAGCAGAUCGUCAGACUGUAUUGCUUGCUGCGCAUGAUUCAGACAGCAAGCAGCGAAGCACGAAAUUCGACACAGACCUCAUCGUUCAUGCCAUCGCCGGCUGGUCUUCGAAGGAUUUGUUUGUCCUGUUCAUUCUAGACUGCUGCUGCUUGAAAUCAGAUGAAUGUGGAUCCGCCCCCACGACACGCGCGCCUGUCAUCACAAACAUCGCUUGUAACCAAUUCUAUUGCGUCUUGUCUUGCCAGCAGUUUCAGUCGGCUUGCCCAAAAGAGCACGGAGACUUCAGCAGAUGUUUCUUGCAAUGUGUCGAUGAAGAAGUAUCUGUGCAUGAGCUCUUCGAGAAGGUAGCUCAGAAGCUUGGCAGGCGACAGCGACCCCAAGUCUGGCAGGAAGGGCAUGAAGCCUCGCAAAUAAAGCUUUCGUGUGGCGAAAAUGUCUACCAGGCCUCAGAGGACGACAAGGUGGAGCGAUUGAAGGCAUCGAUCAAAGAAGGCGAUCAACGUGCAAUGCUUGACCACUUGUGCGAUGUUCGGGAGAUUCUUGGGCCCAGGUUGUCUUAUGCUCUGGAAGAUGCAAUGCUUCAAGGUCACAUCCCAGCCCAUUACGAACAGGGCCUCAGCAGAUGGGAGGUGAUUAUGUUCCGGUUCAUUUUUGACAUAUCCGAUGAUGAACCUGCGCAUGCUUCGGCGUCUUUUUACCAAAGGGUGUCUUGA
Symbiodinium sp. CCMP2592 is the source of this 4731-nucleotide messenger RNA. NCBI's taxonomy places the organism in Eukaryota, Dinophyceae, Suessiales, Symbiodiniaceae. The record is from the annotation of a GenBank genome assembly.